AAAAGGUUCUUGGACUUUUGUUGGUAAUAAACAAGAAUUAGCAUUCCUUUGUAUCGUUUUGCUUCUCAGUUUUUACUUCUAAAUCCCAUCUCUCUCUAUCUGUUUCGUGACUAGACCACAUGCUCAUGCAGACAGAUCCAGACCCACCCACAUACUCAUCCCACAUGGAUGUAUGGGAUAUAGCCCAGAGGACAUCUGCCCCACCAUCUCGGUCUCCCUGUGGCGUCUUAAAAAAAUUUUUGUGUGCCAACUCUUUGUGCCUUCAUCAAAUUUGUUUAUACGUGUUCGUCAUAUGACAAACCUUCCAAUCACUUCUGGCUGUCUUUACAUUUGUUUUCUGAAGAAAUUCCAGAACCAUAUUCCAUAAUUACAUCUAUUCUUGGAUCUGGAGAGAUUCUCUUACAGUUUAUUUUUGGUAUUAGUUUCCUAGAGGCAACUAGAGGUAAUGUUGCUUAUGACUCUGGAUACAUUCUCUAUGUUUUUUUUAUUGUAUUGAGUGUGUUGGGUAUUGGGUCCCCUGCCUUUUCUUUUGGUUCUAUUGCAAACGAAUGGUCUGUCCUGUGAGAACCACCCAUUAAGGUAUCUUUCAGCCUUCAUGUACAAAUUAAAACUGAUUUUAGUUUCGUCAGUGUGUGUUCCUUUUCUUUUGUAGUUUUCCUUGAUUGUUGCUAAAGUCUGAGACUCUGGAGGAAUUCAUGGAAAUCCUAAAAUGGGCAUUCAUUUUUUAGGAGGAGAACUUUUGAGAUUUGGAUUUUGAUAGCUAAAGGACGGUUCUUGAUAUUAUGGGUAAUGGUGGAUGCCAAAUGCUUAUGUUUUGAGCUGGAAAUUAAACUGGAAUUUGGGAGGAUUUUCUUUUUCCCCUUCUGUUUUUGGAAAUGCAGUAUUGUCUUGGUUCAUAGAAUUGGUGAAAGUGGAAUUUCUCCUUUAAAUUUUAGCUGUUUUGUGAGGGGGGAAAAAAAAAGAAACAAACAGGAGAUUUUGGAGUUUGACUCAGAGUGAAGCAACUCUGUAAAGAAUCUGAAAUCACUAUUUCUUAAUUGGGUUACCAGAGAAUUGCUUAGACAUCUUAAAGGUUGUGUCACAUACACUGGGUCAAAUUUGAAAAGCCUUGGAUUCUGCUUAAUGAGAUAAAGCACGAUAUAUUGUAACUAGUCAAUUGGAUUGGUUGAGGAGAGGAGCAGGAGAUGGCAGCAAAACUUUUACAUUCAUUGGCGGAUGAUAAUCCAGAUUUGCAGAAGCAAAUAGGAUGCAUGACUGGGAUUUUUCAGCUUUUUGAUCGCCACCAUGUCAUCUCUGGUAGGCGUCGCAACCACAGGCUUCUUCCAGGUGAUUCCCACUUGAACAAUGGCAGCACUGAAAGGGAAUCUUUUAAUGUUUAUCAUUGGGCUACAGCUGCUGAAAUGAAUUUGAACAAGAAUUUGAAAGAGAAACAAAGGAUUUCCACAGAAUCAUCCAGACCAUCUUUCUCAUCCUCUUGUUCAUCCUCAUCUUCUCUGGACUGUAGCAAAACAGCCCAACCAGAAGCCUCUUCCUUUGACAGACUUAUUUUCCCUGAAACUCCUUCAAGGGAUUCUGUUCUAACUCAGCCAACUACCUCUUCACAUUUAGGGCGGCAGCCCCUUGAUCUUCGAGGUUUUGUCAAGGACUCGAUGUAUAGGGAAGCUAAAGGGCCAUCGGUCAAAACUUCAACUAAAGAGGAAGUAGUGGCCCCUGCAGUGAAGCAUAAAGACUCCCCAAGGCCAGUACAGCCCUCCAAAUCUGUAGAUGGAUCUUAUGGAAUUGGGAAAAAAAAUUAUCCUGUUGAUCUUAAGGAAUCCCUCAGAGUUCUUGGUAAACUUCGAGAAGCACCUAGGUAUUACAACGAAACUAGAGAAAGGCCAAGAUCUUUACAUGAACCGAAAGAUGGGUCGUCAUAUACAAUUUCAAAAGAUGCUCCUCGGUUUUCUUACGAUGGGAGGGAGAUGAAUCGUUUGUCUUUUGAGUCACGGGAUACCAUCAAGUCCAACCUAAAGCUAAAAGAGCUGCCUAGACUUUCCCUGGACAGCAGAGAAAUUUCAAUGCGAGGUCCCAACUUUGAUUCAAAAUCAAGUUUCAUUUCAAAAGAUUUACAAAGUGCUGUAAAUUCAAAUGAAAAGAACUAUAAUUUACAGCAUUCAUUGGGAACCCAGAAGCGACCUUCUAAUGUGGUAGCUAAGUUGAUGGGAUUGGAAGCAAUGCCAGACUCUGCAUCCACUAGUUCUAGUCAGUCAGAUUUAAUCAAGAGCAUUCCUGUUGACCAUAGUGAUUCCUUCUCAACAUCAUUGAAAGUGAAUGAUCUAAACAGACCAAUUUGGAUUCCAAAGUCCCCGAGAAACAUAUCAAAAGAGCCUAUGUCACCAAGAUGGAAAAAUCCUGAUUUGAUAGUGAAGCCCAUUUCAAGGUUGCCAAUUGAACCAGCACCAUGGAAGCAACUGGAAGGAAGUCGAGCCUCUCAGAAACCUGCAAAAAUUUCAGCUAAGACACCAAAUUCCUUUCCAACAGUUUACAGUGAGAUUGAGAAGAGAUUGAAAGAUCUUGAAUUCAAUCAAUCUGGAAAGGAUCUCAGAGCUCUUAAGCAGAUUCUGGAAGCAAUGCAGGCCAAGUGGCUAUUGGAGACCAGAAAAGAAGAACAAGGAACAAACUUUGGUACCCAAAGGGAAUAUGAGCCCAACUGUACUAGUCCUAGUCAAAAGCCGAGAUCUUUAAGCCAACGCAACCAAAAGAGCAAUCGUGUUAGUGAUUCAACAAGUAGGGGUUCUGAUUCUUUCAGGACUUGUGAAUCGCCCAUUGUGAUCAUGAAACCAGCUAAACUGGUUGAAAAAUCUGGCAUUCCUGCUUCCUCAGUAAUUCCUAUAGAUAGUUUUCCUGGUCUUCAUAAAAUUCCAAGCAGUGGACAUGCAGGUGGUCAAAAUAGAUCAGCUAAUAACCGAACAGCUAAAAAUCAAUCUCCUGGAAUCACUCACCGGGACCAUACUUUCAACUCCAGUGAUAAGAAAGCCAGUGUGAGGCAUAUAUCAACUCAAUCUUUAACAAGACCUCAACAAUUGCCAAAAGAAAACACCACAAGUUCAGUAAAAAGCUCAGGUUCUGUAAGCCCAAGAUUGCAACAGAAAAAGCUGGAGUUAGAGAAGCGUUCUCGUCCACCAACCCCUCCAUCUGAUUCAAACAGGCCUAGAAGGCUCUCCAACAGGAUGUCAACUGAAUCAGGUUCACCUGGUGGGAAAAACAGACUGAAAGCUCACAAAUUACCACAGAGUGAUGACCAAAUGAGUCAGAUAAGUAAUGAAUCGAGUCAACAAGGGGAUGACAUAUCCCUGCAGUCUGACAGCACUGUUAUCUUUUACUCAAAGACAGAUGUGGAAGUCACGAGCUCUGAACAAGCUACUGAGAUCAAUGGCAGCCAGAGUCCAUCCAUGAAGACUGGCAAUCACUUGCUUUCUGGCGCCAAGCAGAAAAAACCAACUUCAAGUUUGGAAGAAGGUGGAACAUUGACAGAACUUGCUGUUGAUACCCCAGAGCAUCCUAGUCCCAUCUCUGUUCUUGAUGCAUCAUUGUAUAGAGAUGACACACUGUCUCCAGUAAAGCAGACAACAAAUUUGUCUAAAGCAGGUGAUGGCGCUGAAGAUUCUAAGGACCAACAUAGUGAGAAUCAGUGGAACGUAGAAAAUAACUUGUUAUCUAACAGUGUGGGGCCUGGUCUUACGUCAGAGAUUAGUCGAAAGAAAUUACAAAACAUAGAGAAUUUGGUACAGAAACUUAGACGAGUAAACUCCACUCAUGAUGAAGCCAGCACAGAUUACAUUGCAUCACUUUGUGAAAACACAAAUCCAGACCACAGAUAUAUCUCUGAGAUCUUGUUAGCUUCAGGUCUUCUACUCAGAGAUCUUGGCUCUGAAAUGACCGCAUUUCAGCUCCACUCAGCAGGUCACCCUAUUAACCCUGAGUUAUUCUUUGUAUUGGAACAAACCAAGGCCAGCACUUUGCUUUCGAAAGAAGAAUGCAGCCCUGGAAAGAGCUCCCAUUCAAAGCCAAACCCUGAAAGGUUUCACCGGAAGCUCAUAUUUGAUGCUGUUAAUGAAAUGAUUGUUAAGAAGUUAGCAUUAGUGGUGCCCUCUCCUGAGCCAUGGUUGAAAUCUGAUAAACUGGCAAAGAAAACCCUCUGUGCUCAAAAGCUUCUAAAAGAGUUGUGUUCAGAGAUUGAACAACUUCGAACCAAGAAAUUAGAAUGCUGCUUAGGGGAAGAGGAGGAUGGUCUGAAAGGCAUUUUGUGGGAUGAUGUGGUACAUCGGUCUGAUAGUUGGACAGAUUUUCAUGGUGAAGUUUCUGGUGUCGUGUUAGAUAUUGAGAGGUCAAUCUUUAAGGAUUUAGUUGAUGAAAUUGUGAUCGGCGAGGCAGCUGGUUUUCGCACCAAACGAGGUAGGCGUAGGAAGCUGUUUGCAAAGUAGCUAGCUGUCUGCAAAAUAUCAUCUUCUAGUUCUUCAUUUUACCUUUUGUCUUUCUUUCUUAUUAUAUUUUUUAUAUUAAAGCACAAUAGUUCGUGAGUAAGAACUGGUUGGAUUGUAAAAAAUUAAUUUUCUCAGAUUUUGACAUUAUACAUAUUCAUAAGAAUGAAUAUAUCAUAUAUGCCAAACUUUUUCCUCAGCA
This is a messenger RNA of Hevea brasiliensis (rubber tree), 4662 nucleotides long. Its product is annotated as protein LONGIFOLIA 2. The coding region runs from base 1185 to 4463 and encodes 1092 amino acids. The record is from RefSeq and is a predicted model, not a curated record. Lineage: Eukaryota; Viridiplantae; Streptophyta; Magnoliopsida; Malpighiales; Euphorbiaceae. The transcript is spliced from 5 exons. Gene Ontology annotation, biological process: regulation of monopolar cell growth.